This is a messenger RNA of Fusarium verticillioides 7600, 2128 nucleotides long. RefSeq lists its product as hypothetical. Gene Ontology annotation, molecular function: RNA 7-methylguanosine cap binding; translation initiation factor activity. Gene Ontology annotation, biological process: translational initiation. Lineage: Eukaryota; Fungi; Ascomycota; Sordariomycetes; Hypocreales; Nectriaceae. Gene Ontology annotation, cellular component: eukaryotic translation initiation factor 4F complex. The transcript has 2 exons. The record is from RefSeq and is a predicted model, not a curated record. The coding region runs from base 1006 to 1782 and encodes 258 amino acids.
UUUUAUACACAUAUAAGUAAUUCUAUCUCCUAUAAAUCCCCCGAAUCGUAUCUUGACAAGCACUCUUCCGAUCCGUCGGUUAACGUUACAGGAUGAGUUGUCGAUAUGAUCGUUGUCAAACUAGUUUCACUAAGCAAUGUGUUUGACCUGAUUGGCUGAGCCGGUUCGUCAACUUCAGUUUCAGUCGUAUCAGGGACAUCUAAAACUGUCCCCAUGAUUCGUCGGAAUGUCAGCUGAGAAAAUAGAACAUGCCUUGAACGCAGUAACAGAGGUCAAUAGAUGAGCAACUGAAGAUGUUUCGUCACCAGUCAAUGGGGAUUGCGAAGCCUGUAGUAGCUCAUUCGCCGCCUCAAAGACCCCGCAGUCAUGUCGUAUCAUGCCAUGUCAACUAUGCAUUUCUGCUAUGGCAGAAGACUUGACAUUUGCCUUGGAUAAUAAAAACACCAAUAUGCAUGCUUAGAGUCGUACUAGUAGACUAUUUCACUACAUAGUAGUUUAUCUUCACCCCUAGGUUAUUCAGAGUCUUAUAAAAGUCUGGGCACCUCGAGGCACACCGGCCUACAUACUAUAGUACUGUAUUCCUCCAUCCAUAGGUACUAGGUAGGCAUAUCCCCACCAUAGCUCGGCAUUUGGGCAUCUACAGUAGCAACAAAGCACUUGACCUGAUCGUUAGACAGUACGUAAUUAUCUGCGUCUCCUUUUCUGACUACUACACAUUGGCCUUCUCUUUAUAUGCCUGCCAUUAUUCGCUUGUUACUAAGAACUAAACGACGAAAUAGGGGCUGUUGAUAGUUUACCUGUACUAAGUUGUCCAUUCCUCUUUCUGUCUGACGUGCCCCCUCCUCACCAGCUAAGCUACCUCGAUACGUGACAGGGUUGCCUCUGUACUGUAGUUUCAACUCCAGUCUCCGUGCUCAUCUCCGACCUUUGGCUUUCCUAACCUCCAUAACUACUCGGCAUUCUUACAUUCGUUUUCCCUCCUUGUUCGUCUCGCAUCUUACCAACAUGUCUUCCCGUCUUCCUCUCUUCACGCGCGGCAUCGCAGACUCGCAAUCUCAGGAGAGCGAUCCCAGCUCUCCCGCCGAACAGCGCGACGAUGCCAAGCGAAACUUCCUAAAGACGAUGCGAGCACUGCCCACCCAGCAUUAUUGGAACGUCUACUUCGACCGACAGGCCAAGGAAGGGGAAAGCGGUGAUCAGUAUCACUCGGGGCUGGAGCAGCUCGGUACCCAGAUCGAGUCGGUGCAGGACUUUUGGCGCUAUGCCAACAAUACUCCUGUCGGAAAUAUUGGUGUUCGAGAGUCUUUGUAUCUUUUCAAGUCAGGCUUUCGCCCUGUCUGGGAGGACCGACGCAAUAUUCUGGGUGGAAGUUGGACAUUCCGCUUCCCUAAGAGCAUAGGACCUGAUGUGUGGACUCGUGUUCAGCUCCUCGCUAUUGGCGAGAAACUCCAGAGUGUUCUCGACGACGACGACCAGCUUUGCGGUGUCGGUCUCUCCGUCCGCUUCAACUCCCACCUCAUCACCGUAUGGCACCGCGACGCCUCCAAGAAGAACUCGAUCGACAACAUCGUCAAGUGCAUCAUGGAGGAGCUCCCUCCCGAGAUGCAACCCAAGCCUGACGCAUACUACUAUAAACGCCACUCAGACCACGCUGGCUUCAACCCUCCCCCGGAGCUCAAGGUCGUACUCGACUCCCGCCGACAGGAAGAGGAGAAGCUCGCUGCCGCUGCCGCCAAGGGUGGUGACGCCAAGCCAGCGGUGACGGUCGAGUCUCCGCAAUGAUUUUCACGAAAGUUACGACGUCUGGUUUUGCGCUGCUAUAUAGUUCAGGUUCAUUUCAGGUAGUUGGGUUGACAUAGUGUCUGGGAGUGUGUGCUUGUUAGCUCACGUAUCCCCUCCCGUCCCGUCACUGUCACCUAUGGGGCAUGCAUGCAUCUGAUAAGGCGUUUCAGAAUUAGGUGUGAUUAUACAUAUGUAUUGGCCAGGACCGUUGAUCCUGAAGAACCUAGCGCUUUUGAGAUUGUGAAAUUAGAUUUGGAAACAGUGAAUGCGUACAGCUGCCCCUCAACUGCUGAUAUAGACACUGAAUGUCUGAAACCUCCGUUUAUGAACUCAUCAAGGUCCCUCC